Molecule: messenger RNA, 1454 nt
Organism: Hydractinia symbiolongicarpus
Lineage: Eukaryota; Metazoa; Cnidaria; Hydrozoa; Anthoathecata; Hydractiniidae
Product: transcription factor HES-1-like
Exons: 4
Coding region: 298-1005 (235 amino acids)
Biological process (GO): anterior/posterior pattern specification; regulation of neurogenesis; regulation of transcription by RNA polymerase II
Cellular component (GO): nucleus
Molecular function (GO): protein dimerization activity; RNA polymerase II cis-regulatory region sequence-specific DNA binding; DNA-binding transcription factor activity, RNA polymerase II-specific
Source: RefSeq, a predicted model, not a curated record
UGAUAAUAAAACAACAGAGCUGCACGCGCCGAUAUCCGUAUUAGCCAAUCAGAAUGGUUCAUUCUCACGGUGUUACAUGAAAUCAUAAAUGAUUAUUAUCUAUGAUGGUUUAAAAUGGGAAAUUCUUUCCCACGACAGAACAAUAGGCUUGACUUUAGUGGGCACGCGCCUGCUUCACCGUUUCGGGUUUAAAGAUAGCUGGCUUAUUUACCGUUAGUAGAGUCUGGCACUGCCAACGAGUGAAGACAUAGAACGAACAUAUAAAAAUUUAAUUUUCUUUUUGGAUAAACGGAAAAUAUGGAACUAGUUGAACGACAUCCUCUUAAAGAGAAGCGAAGAGCCAACAAGCCGCUGCUUGAACGCAAAAGAAGAGCAAAAAUAAAUGAUAGUUUGUCAGAUUUAAAGAAUUUGGUCCUCUCGUCACUCAAUAAGGAUGUUUCAAAAUAUGCAAAAAUGGAGAAGGUCGAUAUUCUGGAUAUGACUGUCCAAUUUUUGAAAUCGCAAUGUGUCGAUAAACGAAAAGAUGACUACUCGUCUGUCUACAGAGCAGGAUAUAGUGAAUGUACGAAAGAGAUGUACCAAAGCAUCAUGACUAUGGAAGGAAUUGACCAUAUAAUGAAAUGUCGAAUCCUGUCUAACCUUGCGUUAAACUGCCGACCAGAAGAAAAAAUUCCGUCUCCUCCACCAAGUCCAACUUUUUCUAACACUUCAAGAAGUCCGAUACCCAGUCCAACGGGCGGCAUAACGUCUAAAUCUUGUAUUUCAACUAUAUUUAACCCAUCGUCCCGACAUGUUGCUGUUCCUAUGGUAACACCGCGGAAUACACUUCUCCCUAAUAUUCAUCAUAACGAACAUGGCGGAUAUAAUACUAUCCCUGAAACGGUAGCAAUUAGAACAGUUUUACGACCAACACCUAAACAACAAAUUACAUAUUGUACCGAGCACGUUGCACAGAAACAUAAGUCACGAUCUACACAAGCAUCAAAUGUUUGGAGGCCAUGGUGAACUCAAAGAUAUUUAUGAACUAAUUUUCAUUUUAAACUAAUUUAAAAAUUUAGUAAGGUUUUCGUAUGUUUUUAUACGCCAAAAAACACCCGUCUCAUAACAGAUACUUGAAAAGGAUUUUAUCAUUUUGUGUCGAUUUAUCGAGAAAUUCCGGGGUGAAGUUAGAUAAGUAGUUAAUUGUACAUAUGUAAAUGUAGCUAUUAUAUUUUGCCCUUUUUGUUAUUCUAUUUUAUAUAGUUGUAGAUAUUGUUAUAUAUAACAUGGCCCCUCUCUCUCCCUUUUUACAUGUGUAUUUUAUAUUUUUCGGAAAGGAGAGAAAAAUGAUAAUUUAUAAAAUGUAGAUAAAACGAAGUAGUUAUAUGUUCGUAAAAAAAAAAAGUCAAAUAGCGAUGUAAAAAAAUAAAUUGUUUUGUUGAGAAAACACAAAAGAAAUAUUUUUCUAUGAAAAA